UCUCUCUCUCUCUCUCUCUCUCUCUUUCUCUCUCACUCUCUCUCCCACAGGCGAGGUCUACAUUCUAGCGAGCAGUAAAAGCAUGGCGCAGUCUCACAGUGGGAAGCUCUACAAGCUGGUGGACCCCAAAAGGCCCCAGGUGCCCAAGGAGUGCCAACGGCCCCUGGAGCCCCCAGAGCUGCUGAUGACCGCCUGCUCCAGACAUUGCAAGAACGGACACUGCACACCCACGGGCAAAUGCUGCUGCAGCCCCGGCUGGGCGGGGCCUUUCUGCAGGAUCGCAAAAUGUGAGCCUGCAUGCCGUCACGGGGGGGUGUGCAUGGAGCCCGACACGUGCCUGUGCAAAAGCGGCUACUCGGGGGCCCAGUGCGAGACGGCCGAGCGGGGCAUGCCCAGCGACCAGGAGAAGGACGGCAUCCUGGACCACAUCAUCGACAUGACCUCCUACCUGCUGGAUCUCACGUCCUACAUCGUAUAGAGAGAGGGAGAGAGAGAGAGAGAGAGAGAGAGAGAGAGAGAGAGAGAGAGAGAGAGAGAGCUCCCACACCCGACACACACACACACACACACACACACACACACACACACACACACGCACACGCACACGCACACGCACACGUACCGACAUCGUCACUAUUUUGCUAGACGACAAAACGCAGAACGACGGACCGACUGACUGAAGGAACAGACCCAACCGACCGCCUGGCUGACCUACACCGAACUGAACUCCAAUCAUCUCCAUUUCUGUGCACACAGAACCCCCCCCCCCCCCCCCCCCACGCCACCCCGCAACCCCUUCUCUGGACGUCCUCCACGACUCUCUAGAAACAACCACCCCAACCUCCCACCCCAUUGGACAUUUCCCCUGGUUCCCAUACGUGACAUCAUCACAAAAUGAACCUCUUUCGCUUUUUGCCGACGAUAAGCUACUUUACUUCUUUUUUUUUUCGAACACGUGGCCUCAAAGCCGGGUUCACAUUUCUUUAAAGGACAAACAGGACCGCUGAGGGUGAGAGACGAGCAUGGCCAUGUUGGGGAAGUAUGGAACACCUAUUUCGGAUUUCACUCCCAAACACAAACACACACACACACACUCACACACUCACACACGCACACACACACACACACACACACACACACACACACACACACACACACACACACACACACACACACACACACACACACACACACACACAACAGCUCUCCAAUAGAGCCAGAGAGAAGAGGAGGCUACAGAGGAACAGCCAUUUUAAAGCUGAAUACCUUGGGUGGUUCUCCGGCUCCGUGCUCGACCUUAGACGAAGACCUCCGUACGGAUGCCUGAGGCGUUUCGGACCAGAACUGUUCCUGUCAUUAGCUGCCUAGUGAUUCAUUUUCUAAGGAGCAGGGAUGGGGGCUUCCUUCACGCGGGAUCAGCUCUCUUCAACACAAACCUAAGCAAAAUAAACGUUGAUGUACAAAAAAAAAAAAAGACUUCGAAGGAACAUUGCUUCAGCAGCAUCCAUAUUAACAGUAAUACCGAUCAACAACACAUUUUUAGAGGUUUAUUGUCAUGUUGGUAAGGUCAUGAAGAGCACCGCCGAGUCGGCUUUUGCUGAUCUGUUUUUGAAGGCACGGAUGGAGGCUAAUAGGGGCGUUUUGUUUGUGUCUCAACUCUGAUGUCAAGUUGUUUUCGUUUUUUGGGCACAUACAUGGGCACAGAAAUCAGUAGAGGUAUUUUUGUUAACAUUGGAAUAGACGUGGGUUUUCAACACUAGCCAUCGAUGUACAGACCAUCAGCACCAACAGGUAACUGUUAUCUACUUCAUAAGCGACUCAUCCCUUCUGUUGUCAACACCAGUUCAUUCGUUUUGUACGUGGAGGUCCUCGCUCAUAUAUGCACUGUAUUUUUCUGUUAAUGUUCAUUUUUCAAACUUUUAUAAAAAAAAUGAAUAUAACAUCAUUUUUGGGACACAAAGACAGCAAUUCCACCCUCAAUAACAGAAUAUAAGUGCAAAUAGAGAGGUAUGGUUUAAUAAAAAGAAAUUGCAUUGUCUCACACACUGAACCUCCAGACCAGUUUUCAGUUUCUAUGACGGGAUUAGUAGCGACUGGAUAUAUAUUUCCAAUAGAGCUGAGCUAAGAACUACUUCACAUAAAGAAAUAUCUAUAGCAGUACUAUAGUACUACACUUCUAUUGCUAUCAUAGAGAAGGGUUUAUUUUUCUAAAGGGUUAUAAUAUAUGGGAGGGAGAGAGCAAACGGUGAGCAGUUUUACCCUAACUUGUAAGGUCAUAAUGCCAUUUCAUGUUGUACUUCUUCUCCACUUCACCCUUCUCUUCCUCCACUGUUUAGAAAGGAGAGACACAAGCUUGUGUUUGUGAUUGUAUUUUUUUUUUGGUUUUAGUGUUGCAAAGAAAUGCAUGUCUACGCUUGCACACACAGCAUUGGAGAGAGCAUUUGGCCAGGUCCCACUUCUUACCCCCCGCCCCCCCCCCCCCGUCACACACACACACACACGUGCGCACGCACACACACACACACACACACACACACACACACACACACAUACAUAAUCCCAUCAGCAUGAUGUGGUGUUACCACUGUCAGAAGUUGCUUCUCAAAGAUAGAUCAAGAUGGAGAUCAAGAGUGUGUGAGAUCCAGAUCUUAACCUGUGGAGCGGAAGGCUUCUGAUCGAUGGGGGGGGGGGGGGGGGGGGGGGGGGGGGGGGGCGUGAGAGAUAUCUGACUCUCAAGAUAUCUGACAACAAUUUGAAUAGAACAGAAUUAUUAAGGGUUUUAUCUGGGGCUGCGAUUAGUGAGCUGGUUCCAUACAGUUUAAACGUACACACACACACAACUUAGCUGACGCUUCACUCUGAGCUCAUUGACAUUUUGCCAGUUGUAAAUUCCCCGAACAUCAACCCACGUGAACGUAAAAAAAAGGUAUUGACGCAUAAACACUGCCUGAAAGUGACGAACGCAACUACCUUUGUUGUCCAUCUCCUGCCCUGCAAACUGCUUGUUGAAAUAAAUUAUUUCUCCCUGCUUCUAUUGAGUGAAAAUAAAAGUUCAUGCUGUAAAGUGGAAAUGAUCAUUUUUUUUAGCACUUAAUGUGAAAGUUGCAUUGUAGCUGCUCAGACGGCAUGGUGUGAAUGACCAUUUUACAUUAUUUAAGUAGUUACACAAAAUAAAAUAAUUAUUUAAGUUCUUUACAUUGUUUUUACCAUUGUACUGUCUGUUUUAUUUUGUAUUCAUGUAUUGUAAAUAAAACUAGGGAUGUGUCUGUUCAAAAAUAUCAAUAUGUCUAUUAAAGUUUAUAGCAUGACAGAAAUA
This is a messenger RNA of Gadus macrocephalus (Pacific cod), 3316 nucleotides long. Its product is annotated as hedgehog-interacting protein-like. The transcript is spliced from 3 exons. Gene Ontology annotation, cellular component: cell surface; extracellular region. The record is from RefSeq and is a predicted model, not a curated record. NCBI's taxonomy places the organism in Eukaryota, Metazoa, Chordata, Actinopteri, Gadiformes, Gadidae. Gene Ontology annotation, molecular function: signaling receptor binding. Gene Ontology annotation, biological process: anatomical structure development. The coding region runs from base 83 to 478 and encodes 131 amino acids.